Penicillium nucicola is the source of this 549-nucleotide messenger RNA. RefSeq lists its product as uncharacterized. Bases 1 to 549 code for a protein of 182 amino acids. The record is from RefSeq and is a predicted model, not a curated record. The transcript has a single exon. Lineage: Eukaryota; Fungi; Ascomycota; Eurotiomycetes; Eurotiales; Aspergillaceae.
AUGUUCAAAAACGGCCAUUUCAAGGAAUCACAGGACCAAGCACUCGACCUAGAAGAGAUGGAUGGUGUUAUCUCAACCCGUGCCCUUGAAGGACUUCUUCAAUGGCUAUACCGUGGCAUCAUCAGAUUCGAUAUCGAGAGCCGCGAGGAGAAUAUCUCUGCUGCCAUGGAGCUGGUAAGAUUUGCAGACAUGUAUGAAAUACCUGGAUUGGAAGCCGAAUUGGCAAAAUAUAUCAAAGAUGUACUUCUUGACGCUGAUUUUGGACUCUACGGCAUUGAUCAAAACACAUGGUUUAUCAACUCCGAUCACAUCAUCUCGGCAUUGAAUCUGCCUCGUGGUCAUGCUGUACGACGCCUUCUGGCUGCUGCUUCGGUCGAAGGGUACAUGCGAAGCGACGAAUAUAAAUUUGCAGACCUGACUCAGAAGUAUCCUUCGUUCGGUGCUGAUCUACUCCGCGAGGUACAGUUGGCAUUGCGUGGGGUGCGCCAGAGUGACUUAUCUUUGGUUGAUCCCAUCCGCGGAGAGAGAAUAUACAUAAAUGAUAGGUAA